Molecule: messenger RNA, 1868 nt
Organism: Eruca vesicaria subsp. sativa (arugula)
Lineage: Eukaryota; Viridiplantae; Streptophyta; Magnoliopsida; Brassicales; Brassicaceae
Source: the annotation of a GenBank genome assembly
AAAUCAUUCAAAGUUAAAUACUUUCUCAAAAAUUCCAAAUCGACCCCAUAAGUUUAUCUUCACGCCUAUGGACGCCCUCCUCCUCCCUCCUUCGCCGGAUCCCCAAAAUUCAAUCCCCGAUCCGGCGAAUUCCGUCGACGAAGUCAGAGACGAGACAAUGAGGAAGAAGAUGAAACCAUCUCCUUUAGAGAAAAGAAAGCUCAAGGCAAAGAAGAAAGAGACAACCAACAACAACGAAGAAGCUUCUUCCUCCUCUUGCUCUUCCUCCUCUGCUUCUAAUCUCAAUUCUACUAAAAGGGUUUCGAGAGUGGCUCAUAGAUUGCGAAACCCUUCGGUUCGGUUAGGUAUAACUCGACGAACCGUUGGGGAGCGACAAGCCGAAGCCUUGGCUCUUCCUCUUGGCAUGUCUUUUGCGGCUUUUGCUAAUCUGGUUCUUCAGAGAAAGAGUGUUGCUGGUCAGAAUGUUUAUGUUGAUGAUCUUGCAGUAAUCUCUGCUUCUGCUGUUAAAGAAUCUCUAGCCAAUGUAUAUGGCGACAAGCUUGGUUCCUUUGCAACAAACUUUGAGAAAUCAUUUAACAGUACUCUAAAGAUCCUUAAACUAACCAACGAAUCUGCAUCUCCACGCCAAUUACCGAAUAACGACGUUGCGAGUUGUGAUUCAGACAACGAACUAUCUACAAAGGAGACUUCGUCUGCUACGUCUGCUUGUGAAGCAAUACAAGGCUCAUCCAUGAAUGAGAUUGUUCUACACGAAGGGACACAACGACAACUCUCUAGCGUAUCAAGAACCUCCUCAGCCAUGCCGUUGACAACAUUCGAAAGAGCUGUAGAUGAGCAAGCAAGAGCCAACGAUCUAAAGAUCAUGGAGAUUGGUCUUACAAUGAGGAAGAUAAGGCUUAAAGAAACUGAUGUAGAACUAAGGUACGAAUCAAACAACUUGGGGAAAUCAAAGCUAGAAAUGAAUGCUACCAAAGCAGCAUUCAGAGCCGAGAAGUUCAAAACAGAGCAAGAAGAUACAAGAAAAGCCGAGAUGGUUAACAAAAUCAUGGACUGGCUAGUAGCAAGCGUUGUCGCCAUGUUGGUUUUUAUGUUAUACGGCGCUUACGUGUUCUCACAUCAGAGAAUCAAGGAAGCGGCCUCAAUCUGUGAGCCACCAUCAGAGGAGAAAACAUCUUCCUGGUGGGUUCCUAAGCAAGUCUCAUCGAUAAACGCAGAGUUCAACAUCUUGCUUUGCCGUCUAAGAAUAUGGAUUCAGAGCUUCUUCGGUGUGUUGAUGAUCCUCGUCGUCACUUACUUCAUAAUCCAACGCUCGUCAGGUACAACAAAGCAGACGAUGCCCGUAACGUUCAUCGUUAUUUUCCUCGGUAUUGUCUGCGGUUUGCCUGGUAAGUUCUGUGUGGAUACGUUGGGAGGCGAUGGUAAACUCUGGCUGCUUCUUUGGGAAACGUUUUGCGUUUUGCAGUUCGUUGCAAACGUCUUCACGUUGAGUUUUUACCGUUUGAUGUAUGGUCCAGUGAGUCAAGGAGAUGGUCGUUCUAGUAACACUAUGGUUCCGUAUUGGGCACGGCGUAGUGUAUUCCUUGGGUUGAUUAUAGUACUUCCUGUGAUGAAUGGUUUGUUACCGUUUGCUACAUGUGGUGAGUGGAGACACCAUUGGGCUACCUGGUGGGCCGGGCUCUCUGAUGAUUGAAGGGGAGCCUUUGUUUGUAAUCUUUGUAUUAUUAUUUAUUGGUACGACAUGGGUUUGGACUUAUCAUCUUUGAGUUUUGGUUUUUUAUGUGUUGGAAGAAACAAUUAGUGGUAUCAAUGUUGCAAAGUUAUAUAUUGAUGUAUUAUUUUGAUUAAUGAUAUACGGAUGUUAUUUACGG